Messenger RNA from Wyeomyia smithii (pitcher-plant mosquito), 4191 nucleotides. RefSeq names its product elongator complex protein 1 (gene Elp1). Gene Ontology annotation, cellular component: elongator holoenzyme complex; cytosol. Gene Ontology annotation, molecular function: tRNA binding. Bases 111 to 3965 code for a protein of 1284 amino acids. Lineage: Eukaryota; Metazoa; Arthropoda; Insecta; Diptera; Culicidae. The record is from RefSeq and is a predicted model, not a curated record. Gene Ontology annotation, biological process: tRNA wobble base 5-methoxycarbonylmethyl-2-thiouridinylation. The transcript is spliced from 4 exons.
AUUCUGUAACCCAAACAAUAACGAAACAACGUGCGUGCGGCUCGUCUUUAAAAAGUGCCGAAUUUGUUAAUUUUACCUUUAAAACUUACGCAAAACCAUCAUAAACAGUUAUGAAGAAUCUGUACCGUUUGUGCCAUCGAAGUGUCAAUUUCGGAACGUCGCUUCCACCGUUGGGUUCCACCGGUGGAACUCUGAUGGUAGUGGAUCCAAACAACAGUAAUGUUCUGUAUGUGGCAACGCUCGAUGACCGAUCUGGAGAGUAUGCAGUGUACCGCUGCGAUUGCGUCCCAUCUGAUCCGACCUGUGAUGUUAGUCCGUUCAGCAAGUUGUUACUUUCGGUACCGGGGCAACUGGUUGGACUGGAAUAUUUGGCACUCAGUGAUGAGCUGUGCUUUGCUAGUGCUGCCGGGGAGGUGAUGGUUGUUCGGAACGUUGACAGCACAGGCGGUGCUGUUGAACCAGAUGAGGUAACUUUUUGUGCUGGUGGAUUGGAUGCGAUGUGCUGGAGCCCUGACCAGGGAGUGGUGGUCUUUGUUGAUUGCAAUCUCAACGUGGUAACCAUGAAUGCGGCCUACGAUCCGAUUAACGAAGUGUGUCUGAAAGACGAUACCUUCGGCGAUCGAGAGUUUAUGAGCAUCGGCUGGGGAAAGAAGGAAACUCAGUUUCAUGGAUCGGAGGGAAAAGCCGCUGCGCGGCAAAAGAAAGAGGAAUCUGAUCUAGCAAUCGGAGAACAACAAAUUGACACGAAGUUGAAGAUCAGCUGGCGAGCUGACGGUGAACUGUUUGCUGUUGGGUUUCUGGGUCCUUUCGGUCGGGCUUUCAAAGUGUUCAACAAGGAAGGGGCACUGCAGUUCACCUCGGAGAAAUGUUUCGGUUUACAGACUGCACUGGCCUGGAGACCGUCUGGGUUGUGGAUUGCAAUGCCGCAACUGCUGAAGGAAAAGCAAGUGAUUGCUCUGUUCGAAAAAAAUGGAUUAAGACACAGGGAGAUUGAGUUGCCAUUCAAGUCGAACGAUGAAACCGUCGAAGGUUUAUACUGGAGUCACGACUCGGAGGUGCUGGUUAUUCACAGCAUUAAGCAAGAAAGCAAAGUGAAUAGUUUGUACUAUUUGAUUGUAUGUAAUUAUCAUUGGUAUACCAAGCAGUACGAGGAAUUCGAUAAGCAGAUCGUAGCCCUUGAGUGGGAUCUGAAUUAUUCAGAAGGUCGAACGCUUCAUAUCCUGCUGGAAGAUGGAGAACAUCGAGCGACACGCUGGAAUUUCACAGUCGAUCAUUCGCGGGGAUUAAACAAGACGGAUGAAUCCCUGGUGGCGGUCAUCGAUGGUUCCGCUUUGCUGCUGACAAAUUUCCGUAGUGUCGUGAUUCCUCCUCCAAUGUGUGGUUUUACGCUAAAAACAGAAAAGCAGCUCAACGCUGUUGGUUUUCUAAAUACUGAAAGUGACUCGUACAAUUCCAAUUGCUUUUUUACAGUAGAUCACACAAACACGAUCAGCUUCUACAGACCGGAGUUUUCGGAAGGUUCUGCAAAAACUAUUAAAGCCACUCAUACGAUAGGAAGUUUGAAAGUCCCAGCUGGAGUUUAUUCCCAUUAUUGCUGGCUCCGCAGCGAUAUUUUGCUCUCAGUUGAAGGAUCAAACACAAUUAAAAUCUACACCAUCGAUAUCCCCGAAAAUAAGAUAAAUUUGCAUAACAGCGUGACAGUCACCGAUCAAACGAGAAUGAUUGGUUGCAUCGAAGGAAUCAGUAAAAAUUCCGUCUUGAUUGAGGCUCUGUCAGGUCAGACGUUUCGUUUACAUGUCGAUGAACCGACAACUCUUGAAGAACAUUUAAAGCUGCCCGAUUUCUGUGAGCAGCUUCGAAUUAGAACAACGAGCGAUAACAGUAGUAAGAUUUACUCGCUACGCAAUCGACAAAAUCUCUAUCUCAACGGGUCUUUGAUUGCCUCCAAUGUGACCUCCAUGUUUUUAACAGAACGGUACCUUUUGUACACAACCAUUGCAGAGUUAAAGUUCGUCAAUCUCCAGGACAAUUCAGUGGUGGGAAACCGUCGCAUCGAACGGGGCUCAAAGUUGGUGACAGUCGUACCGAAAGCAGCGCGAACAGUGUUUCAGCUUCCGCGUGGCAAUCUGGAAGCGAUUGCUCCUCGCGUUUUGUCUCUUUGCCUAGUGGCGGAUCACCUGAACGCGCUGGAGUACUUCAAAGCUUUCGAUAUUCUACGAAAAGAGCGAAUCAACCUAAAUCUGAUUGUAGAUCAUGAUCCGGAACUGUUUCUCUCUAACAUUGAUCGCUUCCUGCAAGAAAUCACCAAUGUAAACUGGCUCAACUUGUUUAUUACCGAUCUUCAGAAUCAAAACGUCUGUCAGAGUAUGUACGAAAGCAAUUAUCCUAAAGGAAAAACCAAGCUGGUCACCAACGACUAUCAGUCUGAAGUAAAAGUCAACUUUCUGUGCGACAGGUUCCUUCAACUUAUGAGCAACAACUCGAACUACACUCUUCCCAAGAUCACUUGUUACGUGAAACUUGGCCGACUAGAACAGGCCCUAGAAGUCAUCUGGGCUCUGAAGCGUACCCAACGGCAAGAUGAAGCCGCUGAGGAAGCACUCAAAUAUCUGCUCUAUUUGGUUGACAUCAACGAUUUGUUCAACAUAGCGCUUGGGAUGUACGAUUUUGGGCUGGUUUUGUUCGUGGCUACUAAAUCUCAGAAGGACCCCAAAGAGUAUCUUCCGUUCUUGAAUGAGCUGAAGCGUUUGGAGGAAAACUAUCGUCGCUACAAGAUCGACUGCCAUCUGAAGCGCUUCUCCAAAGCUAUCGAACACAUGGCGGGAUACGAGCAUGAUGAUGAAAAAUUUCACGAGACACUGCAACUGACGAUAACACAUGGCUUGUACGCAAAGGCGAUGGCGGUGUAUCGUGGUAACCUGAGCUGCUAUCGAAAAAUUUGCGCACGCUAUGGUGACCAUCUAAGGCAGACCAACAAACAAGCAGACGCUAGCCUAAUUUACGAAAAGGCGGGUGAUUAUCAACAAGCAAUCGCAUCCGCUAGGAAUGCCCUCGAAUGGGAGAGAUGUCUGCGGUUGGCGAAGCUAGCAAAUUAUGAUGAAGCUGAUAUGCGAAGAUUGGUACAAACACUGAUUCCUGCUCUACAAGAAGCCGGUGAAUAUGAAGCGGCGGCGUGGUUGGUAAAAGAAUACCUCAAGGAUCCGACUUUGGCUGUGGAGACUUUGUUGAAGAAUCAACUAUUCGAAAAGGCACUUCUGGAAGCUCAGCUAGUGGAUGGAAGUUUAGUAGAGGCUGUGAUUCGCCCAGCUGUGGAAGAAUAUCUGCAAACACUGAAGCAGAAACUGACGGAUGAAAAAGAGGAAUUUUUGAAGCACAAGAAUCGACUGUUAGUCGUUCGACAAGAGAAAGCAGCCAAAAAACUGGAGCAGCCCAUUGAUGAAAACGAUCCCUAUCUGGAGGACUGUGAUCUGUAUUCGGACGCUUCAACGGUCGCUUCGUCCAAGUAUACUAGCAGCUCGGGGAGAUCGGGAAAAUCCCACCGUUCGAGCAAAAAUCGUCGAAAGCAUGAACGCAAGCUGCAGAAUCUGAAAGAAGGCAAUCCCUUCGAAGAUAUUGCCUUGAUCGAUGUCUUGCACGCACUGGUGUUGAGGAUCUGCAGUUCGGAUCGGCAGCGACACAUUCGAUCCGUCUGUAAGGUUGCAAUCGAACUGGACUAUCUGCAGCACGCUGGCGACAUUCAGCGUGAUUACGGAGCCCUGUACAAUUUGAUUAAGGUUUCGUUGGAUUCGAUUUGGAUCCCGGAAAUGGUGGUACCUGGCAGUGGGCAGGAUGUGGAGGCAACCGCGGCUGCUACCGGCGAUAUCAACCAGGUUCAGACUGUACAGCAUUAUGCGAUGAUUAAACCUCAUCAACGUUAUAAGCCCGAGUUACAGAGUAUUGCCUGGCAGUUUGAAGUGUUGAAAUAGUGAAGUUGAUGAUAUAUAGAUAGUAGUUUAAGACUAAGUUUGAAUUAAAUGCUUGAAAAGCGAGCGAAUGUUGUUUAUGUUUGAACGAUAAGAACGUUCGUAGAAUGCGUUUAUCUUUCGCUUAGCAGCUUCGUCGUAAGGUAAGUUCUUCAAUAAAUUGUCCACCAGUAUUCAAUUUUAUUAUGCCACGGCAGAAUUAUAAACAUUAUUAUUAACAUGAAAUAAA